Molecule: messenger RNA, 1722 nt
Organism: Spizellomyces punctatus DAOM BR117
Lineage: Eukaryota; Fungi; Chytridiomycota; Chytridiomycetes; Spizellomycetales; Spizellomycetaceae
Exons: 12
Coding region: 102-1484 (460 amino acids)
Biological process (GO): actin filament organization
Molecular function (GO): actin filament binding
Source: RefSeq, a predicted model, not a curated record
UUCGUACAAAACGCAAACGUUAGUUUGUCUCCAUUGGGAUAGCGGCUGCGUAAAAAAGAGUAUAGUCAAGUCUUGGAAAAGCUACAGAAGAAUUCGCUAAAAUGUCGCGUUUCGUUCGUGCGUCCAAAUACCGUCACGUCUUUGGAAAUGCUACCAAGCGCGACCAAUGUUACGACAAUGUUAAGAUUUCGCGUAACGCCUGGGAUACCAACCUUGUCAAGGCCAACCCAUUGUUCAUUUCCGUAAACUUGGAAGCGGGAGGAGGUGGUGCAUUUGCGGUCAUUCCACAUGGAACCACCGGAAAGUUACCCGAAACACUUCCAGUAUACAACGGUCACACUGCUGCUGUGCUUGACACCGAUUUCAACCCUUUUAAUGACCAUGUUGUCGCAUCUGCGUCCGAAGAUACCAAGGUUAUGGUUUGGACGAUUCCUGAGGGAGGCCCGACUGAGAGCAUUUCCACUCCAGCUCUGACUUUGACUGGACACGGGCGGAAGGUCGGCCAUGUCCUCUUCCACCCCACCGCGGACAACCUUCUUGCCAGUUCUAGUGCGGAUUUCACGAUCAAACUCUGGGAUAUCUCUAAAGGAGCGGAAAAACAAGAGCUUACUGGCCACACCGAGAUUAUCCAAGCAUUGUCUUGGAACUACGACGGUACCUUGCUGGUCACAACGUGCAAGGACAAGAAACUCCGAGUGUUUGAUGUUCGGGCUAACAAAGUCGUCCAGGAAACCAAUGGACACCAAGGUGUCAAAGGUGCUCGCGUGACGUGGAUGGGCAACAGCAACCGUAUUUGCACUACGGGCUUCAGCAGAACCAGUGAUCGUCAAGUUUUCAUUUACGAUUCGAACAACUUGGCCGAGCCCCUUAAACAGGAGACCAUUGACACGGCUUCUGGCAUGUUGAUGCCUUACUACGAUGGUGACACGAGCAUGCUGUACCUGGCGGGCAAGGGUGAUGGAAACAUCCGCUACUACGAAUGGGUGGAUGAUGAAAAGGGUCUUUACUUCCUUUCCGAGUACAAAUCAGCUGAACCUCAACGUGGCAUCGGAUUCUUACCCAAGCGUGCUGUAUCUGUCAAUGAAACGGAGAUUGCACGUGCGUACAAAGUUCAUCCCACUCUUGUUGAGCCCAUUUCUUUCAAAGUCCCCCGUAAGUCGGACGCCUUCCAAACGGACCUGUACCCAGAAACCAUUGGUCCGGAGCCCGCCUUGACCGUUGAUGAGUUCUUUGCCGGCAAAACCGCGCAGCCCAAGCUUAUCAGCUUGGAGACCGGGUUCACUGCUGCACCCGCCAAGGAGUUUGUAACAACUGCUCCUGUAGUGGAGGCGGGCGCCGAGAAGCUCCCAUCGACAGAAAAGGAGUACCAAGACGCGUACCACACCUUGCGAAAGGACAAUGAUGACCUUAAAAACCAGCUUUCACAACGCGAUGCACGGAUACGUCAACUUGAAGCUCAAUUGGAAGGCUUGCUGAAGAAAUAAACUUUCUCGCAAUGAAUUGUGCAUGGGUUCCAGGGACUCUCGUCAUACCCAUGUGGUUGGGCCGUAAAGGGAAACGGUUUGAUCACAGCCAUUUGUUUUGCUUUAGACUGUGAGGGUUUGCGUUUGUUUUUUUUUUCUCUAGGGUAGUCUUUUAUUUGGAUGCGCGGGAAUGUUUCAGCCGUGAAAGUGUUUGUUUGAGCGAUUUAGGUAGCGGACUUAAUAAAAUUAAGUUUCUUGA